AUGACGACAGAGACGGGCCCAGACUCAGAGGUGAAGAAUGCCCAGGAGGAGCCCCCACAGCAGCAGCUGGAGGCAGCGGCAACCAGCCCAACCACGGUGACCACCGGCCCUGGCCCGACGGCCAACAACCGGGAAGCUGAGGCCAACGAGAAGCCCAGAGCCCAGGCCGACUCCAGAAGUGCGGAGCCGGGCAUGGAUUUGGAGGAGAAGGACUACAGUGAAACAGACGGGCUGUCUGAGAAAACCACGCCCAGCAAGACCCAGAAAUCCCCCCAGAAAAUUGCCAAGAAGCUCAAGAGCGCCAUCUGCAGGGUGACCCUACUCGACGCCUCUGAGUAUGAGUGUGAAGUGGAGAAACAUGCCCGGGGCCAGGUGCUCUUCGACAUGGUGUGUGAGCACCUCAACCUCCUGGAGAAGGAUUACUUCGGCCUGACGUUCUGCGACUCUGACAGCCAGAAGAACUGGCUGGACCCUUCCAAGGAAAUCAAAAAGCAGAUCCGCAGUGGCCCCUGGAACUUUGCCUUCACUGUUAAAUUCUACCCACCCGACCCUGCCCAGCUCACAGAGGACAUCACAAGAUACUACCUGUGUCUGCAGCUGCGGGCUGACAUCAUCACGGGCCGCUUGCCGUGCUCCUUUGUCACGCACGCCCUGCUGGGCUCCUACGCCGUGCAGGCUGAGCUGGGAGACUACGACGCUGAGGAGCACGUCGGCAACUACGUCAGCGAGCUGCACUUCGCACCCAACCAGACCAGAGAGCUGGAGGAGCGCAUCAUGGAGCUGCACAAGACCUACAGGGGCAUGACGCCGGGCGAAGCGGAGAUCCACUUCCUGGAGAAUGCCAAGAAGCUCUCCAUGUACGGCGUCGACCUGCACCACGCCAAGGACUCAGAAGGUAUCGACAUCAUGCUGGGCGUCUGUGCCAACGGCCUGCUGAUCUACAGGGACAGGCUGAGGAUAAACCGCUUUGCCUGGCCCAAGAUCCUCAAGAUUUCCUACAAGAGGAGCAACUUCUACAUCAAAAUCCGCCCCGGCGAGUACGAGCAGUUCGAGAGCACCAUUGGCUUCAAGCUGCCCAACCACCGCUCUGCCAAGAGGCUCUGGAAGGUCUGCAUUGAGCACCACACCUUCUUCAGGCUGGUGUCCCCAGAGCCGCCCCCAAAGGGCUUCCUGGUGAUGGGCUCUAAGUUCCGCUACAGCGGGCGGACGCAGGCCCAGACCCGCCAGGCCAGUGCCCUGAUCGACCGGCCCGCGCCCUUCUUCGAGCGCUCCUCCAGCAAACGGUACACCAUGUCUCGCAGCCUCGAUGGAGAGUUCUCGCGCCCGGUCUCCGUCAGCGAGAACCACGACGGAGGGGUGGAAUCCGAGAGGCGGGACGAGGACAGCGAGUACGGCGGGUGGCGACGCUCCGAGGCAGAGGAUGAGGUUGAGGAAGUGACGACCCCGACGAAAAUCAAGGAGCUGAAGCCGGAGCAGGAAACCACCCCCAGGCACAAGCAGGAGUUUUUAGACAAACCAGAAGACGUUUUGCUAAAGCACCAGGCCAGCAUCAAUGAGCUGAAGAGGACACUGAAGGAGCCCAACAGCAAGCUGGUUCACAGGGACCGGGACAGGAGGCUGCCUUCAUCACCAGCCUCUUCCUCACCCAAGAAUGAGGAUGAGACACCAAAGGGGACCCCGGAGAAGGCCAGUGAGAGGAUUGAAGAGGAUUCCCUAGAGGAGUUUUCAGCUGAGCACGGAGCUGCCUUAUCCAUGGAGUCUUUCACCCAGAAAAGCCUUGCCUCUUCUCCUGAGAGCAAAUCUCAGGAACCAAUUUGGGAAGAAAAGGAUUUAUCUGACCCAUCAGUAAAAGCCGCCCCGAAAGAAGAGGGUUUAAGGACUGCUAUUCCAGUGGUCUCCCAGAGAGCGGGAGCGAGGGAGGGCGCAGAGGAGAAAGCGAAGCCACCUCGGCACAGGGCUCCUGAGAGCGACACUGGGGAUGAGGAGCAAGACCAGGAGAGGGAUUCAGUCUUUCUGAAGGACAACCAUCUGGCCAUCGAGCGAAAGUGCUCGAGCAUCACGGUCAGCUCGACCUCCAGCCUGGAAGCCGAGGUAGACUUCACUAUGAUCGGCGACUUCCACAGCACAGCCUUUGAAGACUUCUCUAGAAGUCUGCCUGAGCUCGAUAAAGACAUGAGUGAGAGGGAAGCUGAAGGUGCGAUUUCCUCCCAGGAUACUGACAAAGCAGCUCCUGGCCAAGAAGAAGAUGCCAAGGAAGGGGAGCAGGGCUCCCACCAUAUCCCAGAAGUGUCCCACUUUGAGUCAUCCGUUCUGAAAACAGAGGCUGUGACUGUCAGCUCGGUGACUGGCACGAAGAAGGCGGAACCAGAGGUCUCCGUGCACCACAGAGUCACCACGGCGGAAACAACACAGGUCGACAGAGGCACCACGGGCGGAAAAGAGACAACAGCCACGUCCCACAUCGUCACCACAGAAAGCAUAUCAGUGACCUCAGAUCACAGUACCAAGCCUGGGAAGGGAAUGAGCCCCGCUACCGAACUUCGCUCCAUAUCUCCGAUCACCAGCAGCUCUGCUGGGAAGGAAGUUCUCACCAGCAUAUUUGGUGCCACUGCAGAAACCCUCUCCACCUCCACCACUACCCACGUUACCAAGACUGUGAAAGGAGGGUUUGCAGAGACCAGAAUAGAGAAGCGGAUCAUUAUUACGGGAGAUGAAGAUGUGGAUCAAGACCAGGCAUUAGCUUUGGCAAUCAAAGAGGCAAAACUACAGCACCCUGACAUGCUGGUAACCAAAGCUGUGGUAUAUAGAGAAACAGAACCAUCUCCAGAGGAAAGGGACAAGAAACCUCAGGGCUGGAGGUUGGAAUUUUGA
Emys orbicularis (European pond turtle) is the source of this 2871-nucleotide messenger RNA. RefSeq names its product erythrocyte membrane protein band 4.1 like 1 (gene EPB41L1). Gene Ontology annotation, molecular function: structural molecule activity; actin binding. Gene Ontology annotation, cellular component: plasma membrane; cytoskeleton. NCBI's taxonomy places the organism in Eukaryota, Metazoa, Chordata, Testudines, Emydidae. Gene Ontology annotation, biological process: cortical actin cytoskeleton organization. The record is from RefSeq and is a predicted model, not a curated record. The transcript is spliced from 23 exons. Bases 1 to 2871 code for a protein of 956 amino acids.